Anopheles nili is the source of this 5036-nucleotide messenger RNA. RefSeq names its product muscle M-line assembly protein unc-89-like. Lineage: Eukaryota; Metazoa; Arthropoda; Insecta; Diptera; Culicidae. The coding region runs from base 1 to 4701 and encodes 1566 amino acids. Gene Ontology annotation, biological process: homophilic cell-cell adhesion. The record is from RefSeq and is a predicted model, not a curated record. The transcript is spliced from 8 exons. Gene Ontology annotation, cellular component: plasma membrane.
AUGACGGGCAGACGGGAGCGAAGGUCACGGUCGAAAAAGAACCAGUCGGAGGAGCCGGUGCAGGUGGAAGUGACUCCGGCGGAACCGACAAUGCUGGAUCUGCUCAAGAUACCCGGCAGAGGUGAUUCGCCGCGUGACUUCCGCAGCUUGCACCGUGAGAAGUCCCCGUUCGAAAUAGGUGAGAAACCGGACGUGCAGGUUGCCUCGCAGAAGGCCAUCAUCGACAAGGCACUCGUGAUGGACAUCUCGGGUGGUGUGACGAACGUGGACGAGUACAUCUCGCUGUUCUUCACCGACUCGUGCUCGCUGGAUCCGGCCAGCUGUGGUGACAUCUCCACCGUCAAGGUGGUCGUCGUCGAGGAGGAGAUGGCUGUCCCCGAGCCGCCGAAACCGGCCGAGGAACACGCCAAGACGGAGGCGGAAGCUGCCGCGGAGCUGGCCCGUAUCAAGGAAGAAGAAGAAGAGGCAGGUAAGUCAGUGAAGGAACCGACACCGCCGCCGCCCCCGCCAGAGCCAGAACCGGAACCAGAGCCUGUGGUGGAGGAGGAGGAGGAAGAGGAGGAAGAAGAGGAGGAAGAACCCGAACCCGAACCUCCUCGUGCCCCGACCCCCCCUCCACCGAAGGACCCGACGCCCGAGCCGGAACCGAUAAAGCCACCGCCCGAGCCCGAAUAUGACUCAGACGUAGAGCUGAUCCCGGUGAAAGAAGAGUUCGAUCCGUCGGUGUGGAAGAGCAUCGAUAGUAUCGAGCAGCAGCAGCAGCAGCAGGCCGAGGCGGAAGCGAAACCAGCCAAAGAAAAAUCCCGCGAAGCCUCCCGCCGCGAGUCGACCCAAGAGAUGACGGAACGGGAGCGCGACUUGGAGUGGCAGCGGCAGCGCCAGAUGAUGCGACCGCCGCUGGUCAUCUCCCAUCUGAAGUCCCGGGCGGCACCGAAGGGCUCGACGGUGAAGCUCACCUGUACCAUCUCCGGUCCGGGCAUUACGGUUCGCUGGCUCAAGAAUGGCGACCCGGUCGAGAAGAGCAGCAAGCACACCUUCAAGGUGAGCGAGGGUCUGCUCAGCCUCGAGAUCAAGGACAUCGACAAGGUCGAUGCGGGCGAAUACUGCUGCAUGAUCAAGAACAAGAACGGUGAAACGUCCACCAGCACCACGCUAACGGUGUACGAAAACACCGAAAUCAAACCUACGCCUCCUACGUUCAUCUCCAUCAAAGAUGAUGUUUCACUAGCGGACAAACAGGAAUCCGUGGUGGCUGCCGGUGAAGGGCAGGCAGUAGAGCCACCUGCUUCUGAAGUGCCAUCGUCUGCUCCGGUUUCGGAGACAGCAACCGCACCGACACCAGGUGCUGAGGAGAUUCCUCCUCCGGACACAGCGACAAGCGAAGCUGAAGCAGCUCAACCUCAACCGCCAGAACCUCAAGAACCGGUCCCCGAAGUUCCAGCUGCAGCUAGUGCUGCCGAAGAAGAGCCAACGGCUUCCACCGAGGCCGGAGAUGCAGCAGCUCCAGCCCCGGAAGUGGGAGGCCAUGCGAAGCAUAGGCGCUUGGCGCCGGAAAAGUCCCCAUCACCGCCACCAAUUGGUGGAGAUAUGGCGCGGUACUACCACAAGAAGAUACUACACCAGCGAGACAAGCUGCAGUGGUCCGUACACCUGACAAACCGUGCUAUUGUUGCGGGACAUCGCCUGAAGCUGAUGUGCUGCGCUAUCGGGUUCGAACCGACACUGGAAUGGUUUAAGGAUGGGCAGCCGGUCGAGUACGACGACCAUAUCGUCGAUAUGAAUGACAUGCAUCGCGCGGCGUACGGUUGUCUAUGGGUGAACGACGUGACCGUCAAGGAUGCGGGCGAGUACAAGUGCAAGGCGAAGAAUGAGAUGGAGGAAAUCGAGACCGUUUGCAAAUUGACGGUUGUCGAACCUGUGACAACCGUACAGACCUUUGCGCCAACGUUCGUACGGAUGGUUAGAGAAAACUACGAUUCGUACAGCAACAUCCUGACUGUUGAGUAUGUGAUCCGAGCGAAUCCAUCUCCAACGCUAACCUGGUACAAAGGCAUCAUCAAGCUUGGUGUCUAUCCCGAUAGUCAUAUGCGCAUCUCGCAGCACUUUGACGAAACGGCUGAACACACGAUCGCGUCGCUCGUAUUCUACGAUCCGUCGUACACGGAUAAUGGCGAGUAUAUCCUGAUAGCAUCGAACAGCGUCGGUGAGGCCACCUGCAAGCACAAUCUCGACUUCUGCAGCAAGGAGCAAUAUUUUGAGUGGUUGGCCAAAAAACGUCCAGGCUGGUUCAAGGCUGAGUCGUACAUACCGACCGAACCGGUUCCCGUCUUUGGCGAGGAUGAAACGGCCGAAGGUGAAGAGGAAGAGGACGGUGAGGAAGAGGAGGAAGAAGAGGGAAGUGAAGGUCCAAAGGAACCGAAAGUGAAGCGUGCUCCCAAGCUACCGGACGUCAAGGAGCUACCCGAGGAGGAAACUAAGGCAGAAGCCGAGGCUUUGGCCCCUCCAGUAGAGCGUUCUGUUCAGGUGGUGGCUCCAGAACCGGAAGCGGAAAAGCCGAAGGAAACCGCACCGGAAACUGAGAUCAUGUACAAACGAAGAAAAUCUCGCACGCAGGUUGCGCUGGAGGAGUUUGAACGACGCAAGAAGUUCGACUUCGUCUCGCAUAUGGCCAACGUUCGAGUGGAACCGGGGAAGACGCUGCGUCUGAUAGCGUAUGUCAAGUGUCCGGAGGAGGUAACGUCUUACUGGAAACGCGAUGGACGCGUAUUGGGAAAUGGAUUGCGCCUUACGCACACCACCAUGCGUUGUGGAACGUGCGUGGUUGAGAUUGAAAAGUGCAAGUACCGGGAUGCAGGCAUUUACACCUGCGUGGCGAAGUGCGCGACAUACGGAGAGAUCGAGCAGUCUUGCACCGUGUCGGUGGUGGAGAAGACGGAAAUCAAGGGUGAGGCUCCGGUCUUUACCCGCCCCAUGCAAGAAAAAUACGACCCCAUCCAGGAUGAGCUGGUGCUGGAGUGUUGUGUUCGAGGAGAUCCCGAACCGGAGACGGUGUGGAUUGUGCAGGGCGUGUUCAUGCGCCAUAACACCGGUGGAAGGCUGUACUUCCGCAAAUUUCCGGACGGGCGUCAUCAGUUGAGAAUUUUCCAACCUUCCAAGGAGGACAGCGGGCGGUACGUGUUGCGAGCAAAGAACAGUGUCGAUAAAACGGACAUGUCGUACUGGUUGAACUAUAAAAAUAGCGACGAAGACGUGCUGAAGGUGUUUGAGGAUGAGCUGCAUAAGAAAUCGGAGAAACCUAUCCUUAGUCGCCAUCUGCGUCCCAAGGAUUGCGACUACAAUCCGGAGGACGAGGCGCUGAUCAAGUGGUCGGAGUCACGCAGCCAGCAUGACAAGGAAUACGACUAUCGAUACAAGCUGCGGUUCAUUACGCAGCUGCAGGAUAAGACGGUGCCGGAAGGCUCGAAUCUCAAGUUUACCAGUUACGUCGAUGGAAAGUUCCCACUGUUCAUGUGGUACAAGGACGAGAUACCGCUCGUACAGGGUCGCAAAUACCGCCAAAAAACGCGCCGCGAUGGCAAGGUUACGCUCGAGAUAGUAAACGUAACGACGGAAGACGCCGGCACGUACAAGAUUGAGGCGAAAAAUUACGCCGGUACCAUUGAAUCGAAGUCGGUGGUUACUGUUUAUGAAAAUCCGUACACCAAAUUCGUUCCCCCAAUCUUUGCAAGCAACAUCUUAGAAACCUACUCGCUCCACUCGGACGAGAUUGUCCUCGAGUGUCGCGUCCGUGGUACGCCGCGACCGAACAUUGCCUGGAUCAAGGAUGGCGAGUACAUUAUCCCGGGCGAUAAGUACGAGCAGUACGAUCAUGCCGACGGUACCUGCAAGCUGAUCGUGACGAGCCCCAGCGAGGACGAUUCGGGCACGUACACGUGCGAGGCGGAGAGCGGUGGCUGCAGCGAUGCCAUCAGCCACAACGUCCAGUUCGUCAGCAAGGAGAAGGUGUUGAUGGAGCGCACACACAGUGUGUACCAUCGCAACCCGAACCUACCGCACUUCUACCAGGGUCUUGCGGACUACUCCAUCCCAUCCGGUGGCAACAUCUGUCUGGUUGUGGAGGUCCAGGGCAACUGUGAGGUGCAGUGGUUCCGUGACCGUUACCCGGUCACUGGCAAGCCACCGAAGGUUCGCACCUACAGUGAUGGAACGGGCAUCUUCGCGCUGUGCAUCACCGCUGCCACGAUGGACGCAUCUGGUCGGUACGUGUGCCGUGCUACGAAUGCGUUCGGCAAGGCUGAAUCGUCCUCGAACGUGGACAUCAUCAACCCGAACGCGAUCAAGGGCGCGAAGCCACCGAUCUUCAUGUCCCGGCCGCAACCGGAGAUUAAGAUCAGACAAGGCGAUUCACUUUCGAUGGCUUUCAAAAUCAUCGGCGAACCGAAACCCAAGAUUCAAUGGAUGAAGGGCACGAAGGAUUUGACCAACUCUCCUCGAACGAUCAAGGAAGUCCACAACGACUACAUUCGAUUUUCGAUCAAGGAAGCGGUCGUAGCAGAUGAGGGUGCCUACUUCAUCGUUGCUAGAAAUCGACAUGGCAUUGAUCGCUCGUUUACCAAAGUAUCGAUCAAGCCACCGAGAGGCUACAAGAAGCACAUGGAAGACGAUCUGGAUCGGGAUGCACCCGACAAGGGAAGAAAAUAAAUACAUGCAAAGCACAGUGCUGGAACUUCACACUUGUGGUUUCAUUGGAAUGUUACAUUGUGUUUUGACGACGCUCUGCAUCACGGAGCGAACUAGUAGUGUUUACAGCAGCUAAGUUAUUAUUACAUCAUCGCCCUGAACUGCACCGUCAGUUCACACAUCAAGCAUCGAGCUUGAUUUCGUACAAUCAUCGGUCAUAGGAUAUUCUAGAAAGCGCAUGGAUGAUACGAUUGGAAGCAUUGCGAGAAUACUUGCUAUACAUAAGUUUUAUUUUCCUUCCCCUCCCAAUAGUAAGAGAGAAGUGUUCGAGUUUAUAUGAAUUAAAACGAUUUUAA